AUGACGGCAGCAGGCGGCGCCGGGGCCAUGGCGGCCGCGCCGGGCCCGCGGGCCGGGGCUGAGGCUGAGACCGAGGAGCGGCGGCGGCUCCUGCGCUCCGUGACCCGGCUGCAGGCCUGUGCCAGGGGGUUCCUGCUGCGGCGGCGCCUGCGGAGCGUGCGGGCGGAGUUCGAGGCCGCCGUGCUGGAGAUCGAGGGCGACCUGAGGCAGCUGCGCUGGAGCGGCCGCGUCCUGCAGCGGCCGCGCUUCGGCCCCGAGGACGCUCCCGGCCCUGCCCCCGCAGGAUUUGGCGCUCCCAGUGCAGCCCGGCCUGCCCAGCACUUUCCAGGAAAACCUUUGGAUCCAGGGGAGGCUGCAGAGAACAAAAAAAGAAAAAAAUGCAACAAGUUGAAUCCUGGUGGAGCAGAGCAAGGUGGGAACAUCCCCCCCUCAGCCCCAAACCCCAAAAACCCCAAAACCACCCAAAACCCCCCAGAUUUGGGGUGUGGUGCUGCUGAAGGCCCUGAGGAGGAAGAGGAGGGAGCCCUGGAGUGGGACAGUGACAGCAGCGAGCUGGGAGCCAGCACAGAAAUCCCAGAGGAACUGCAGGGGCUGCCCCGUUGGGAGCUGCAGGCCCUCAGGACUCGGCUGCUGCUGGAGCUGCUGUGGGUCCAACAGGCCAUUGCCAGCAGGAAACAGUUCCUGCUGCUGAGGCAGAAGUUGGGAGUUGCUGCCCCUCCCUGCAGCAUCCCCGAGUUCCUGGCCUGCUGUGGAGAGGCCCUGGGGCUGCAGCAGCAGCAGCUCUGAUGGCACAGGGACAGCUGGGGGUGCCUCACCCCGGAGAAAUGGAGCUGAAUCCUGCUGGGGGUGUUGGGUGUGAGCAGCACUGAGCAGCAGCAGCCACGGGAGUGUCCUGGAGGGAUCCCUUCCCUUCCCUUCCCUUCCCUUCCCUUCCCUUCC
Molecule: messenger RNA, 939 nt
Organism: Melospiza georgiana
Lineage: Eukaryota; Metazoa; Chordata; Aves; Passeriformes; Passerellidae
Gene: IQCC
Product: IQ motif containing C
Exons: 6
Coding region: 1-786 (261 amino acids)
Molecular function (GO): protein binding
Source: RefSeq, a predicted model, not a curated record